Messenger RNA from Ipomoea nil (Japanese morning glory), 3804 nucleotides. RefSeq names its product TMV resistance protein N-like. The coding region runs from base 64 to 3780 and encodes 1238 amino acids. Gene Ontology annotation, molecular function: protein binding; ADP binding. Lineage: Eukaryota; Viridiplantae; Streptophyta; Magnoliopsida; Solanales; Convolvulaceae. The transcript has 6 exons. The record is from RefSeq and is a predicted model, not a curated record. Gene Ontology annotation, biological process: defense response; signal transduction.
CUCAACUUCUUCUUCUUCUUCUUCUUCUUCUUCUUCUUCUUCUUGUUGAGAGAGUUUAAUUUGAUGAAUUCAAGAGUACAAGUUUUGUUAAGCUUGAGGAGCAAGGAAGUGGGUAAGAGCUUUGGGGGUCAUCUCUCUGAUGCCUUGACCAAUGCAGGCAUCCUAACUUGUCAGUUUGACCAUGAAGAAGAAGAAGAAGAAGAAGAAGAAGAAGAAGAAGAAGAAUUGCAUAUUAAUAAGAGCAUUAAAGAAUCAAGAAUGGCGAUAGUUGUAGUGACAGAAGACUAUGCGUCAUCGGAGAGGUGCCUUGAUGAGCUUGUGUGGAUUAUGGACUGGAAGCUAAAGCGUGGCUCUGCAGGAUUCUUCGUUCUUCCUGUUUUCUUCUGCGUGGAUCCUUCUGAUGUGAGGAAGCAAGGAGGGAGCUUUGCUAAGGCUUUUGCUCGAUAUGAAGAUCGAGCAGUGGGAUCGAAAUGGAUGAAGAAGGUGACCCACUGGAGGGCUGCUCUCAAACAACUUGCAGAUCUAGGGGGAAUGGUCUCUCACAAUCAGGCUGAUGGGUAUGAAUCAAGGUUCAUCAAACAAAUAGUGAAGGAGGCAGCAAGAAAGCUGAACCGCAAAGUUCUGUAUGUUUCUCAGCACCCUAUAGGAAUAGAAACUCGAGUCAAGGAGAUCAAUCUAUGGCUACAAGAUGGAUCAACCAGUGUCGAUAUUCUUGCAGUGUAUGGGAUGGGGGGUGUAGGCAAGACUACCCUUGCCAAGACUGCAUAUAAUCUCAACUAUCACAGCUUCGAUGGCAGUAGCUUUCUUGCAGAUAUAAGAGCAGCUUCAGAGCAGUACGAUGGCCUGCCCCGCCUUCAAACACAGCUCCUCAGAGAUAUCCUCGGGGAAAAAGUGAAGAAGAUCCACAAUGUCCAUGAAGGCACUGUGAUGAUACGAGAAGCUAUGAAUUACAGAAGGAUUCUUGUUGUUCUUGAUGAUGUUGAGGAUACAGAUCAGUUAAACGCGGUUCUUGGCAUGCGAGAAUGGCUGCAUCCCGGGAGCAAAGUUAUCAUAACUACGAGAAACGAUCACUUGUUUGAUGGCAGCGAGUUUUGUGAUUGCACGAUGUAUAAGGCCAAGGCGUUGAGUGAGAAAGAAUCGCUUCAGCUCUUUAGCCUGCACGCGUUUGGGAAAGAGUGGCCACCCGAGGACUACAUGGACCUUUCGGGAAACGUUGUGUUUCACUGCGAAGGAAACCCCUUGGCUCUUAAGGUCUUGGGGUCAGCAUUAUGUGGCACAAGUCCUAAGGUGUGGGAAAGUGCAUUACAGAAACUGAAAGUGAUUCCUCAGAAGAGAAUUCUCGAAAAACUUAGGAUCAGUUUCGAUUCGUUGCCAGAUAAUGAUGUCAGGAACAUUUUCCUCGAUAUUGCUUGUUUCUUUGUUGGUAAAAACAAGGAUUAUGUGGUGCCUGUGCUUGAUGGAUGUGGUUUCUUUUCGGUUGAUGGAAUUCAAGUCCUUAUCGAUCGGUGUCUGUUAACAAUUGAUAAUGCUGCUAGUAAGAGUAAAAUUAUGAUGCAUCAGCUUAUUCAAGAUAUGGGAAGAGAAAUUAUUCGAAAAGAAUCUCCUUGGGAGCCUUGGAAAAGAAGCAGAAUUUGGAUACAUAAAGAUUCUUUCAAUGUAUUGAAGGCAAAAAAUGGGACAGAAAAAGUUGAGGGCCUUGUUCUGGAUAUGCAAAUGUUCAGGAAAGCUAGAGUCAAUGUCAAUGAUUCUGAAAGACUUUAUGCAGGAGGAAAUCGCGAAAAUGUGCAAAAGCGUCGCAGACUCAACUUUCUGUCACAACUUAUAAAUAACAAUGCAGAAAUUUCGCAUGAACCAUGCUUCGAAGUUGAUGCGUUUUCAAGAAUGGAGAGACUAAGAAUUCUGCAGCUGAGUCGUGUAAAGUUAUCUGGCUCCUAUGCUUUGCUACCCGUGAAUUUAAGAUUUCUCUCUUGGCAUGGAUUCAGUUCAAAGUCCAUUCCUGAUGAUUUUCCUUUGGAGGGUCUGGUUGGUUUGGACAUGAGAAAUGGCAGCUUGAAAAAAGCUUGGGAGGGAAUCAGGAUCCUAAGGUUUUUGAAAAUCCUCAAUUUCAGUCACUCCCAUAGCCUCCUGACAACCCCAAAUUUUUGUGGCCUUCCUAGUCUCAAAAGACUGAUCCUAAAAGACUGCACAAAACUGUGUGAGAUUCAUGAAUCAAUUGGGGAUCUUGAGGGACUCACUUUUCUCAACUUAAGAGGCUGCAAGAAUCUUAGGAGGCUUCCAACAAGUUUCAGCAACCUAAAAUCCUUGGAACACCUCGUCAUCUCGGGCUGUUCGAGGCUAGCCACAACCACAACGGAGCUAGGGAAGCUCGAAUCCUUAACCACACUCCACGCGGAUGAAGUAGCUUUCGGUCACCAGCAUACACAGUGGAGGUCUUGGUUAUCGAGGCUAAAAAAAGCUCCAUAUUCUGAAAGUUUCGUGCUGUCUUCUUUAUCGCGCUCCUUAGUGAGCCUGAGUCUCGUGAAGUGCAGCCUGACAGACGAUGCGUUAUCGACUGGCAUCACCGGUCUUCCCUCGUUACAUUUCUUGAACUUAAGUGGCAACCUAAUUUGCAGCAUUCCACAGAACAUCAUAGACCUCGGUGUGCUCAAGGAACUGUGGUUAGACGAUUGUGUGAAUCUCCAAACGCUCCCGGAGCUCCCAUUGAGCCUCACUAAACUCAAGGCAGCAGGAUGCACAUCACUGCAAGGCAUUAGAAAUCUGCCAAAUCUUUGGACAACGCUAUUCUUGCAGGUGAAUGAUUGUGAGAAACUGGAUGAGGUUCAGGGCCUGUUCAAGCUUGCACCAAUAAGCAACUUUGAUGCAGAACUGGUCAAAACUUUGGGGUACUUAGAUAUAGAAGCCAUUCGGGAUGCUGAGGUUGAGCUCUUCAAUGAACUCACAGAAACAAGGAGUAAAUACUUAGUCCAGGGACUGUACGAAUUUGGCAUCUUUAGCACUUAUUUUCCAGGAAGUGAAGUCCCAAGGUGGUUUAGCCACAAGCAGGAUGUAGAAAAUUCAGUGACUUUGAAGUUGGCUUCACAUACAGACACCAACAUCACAGGACUGACCAUAUGCUUAGUAUAUUCACGCUGCAAAAAUCCCCGAAAAUUCAAGUUUUUCGGGGAAGGAAAAUUCGGGGGCUCCUUCUCGUUUUUCAUCAAAGUCAGCAACAUAAGUAGCAGCCUAAAAUGGAUUUAUAACCCAACAUAUAUUGGCAUCCCAGGGCCAAAUGAAGAUCUGGUGUUUAUAUGCCACUGGAAAUUUGGCAAGUAUUUGGCUUCUGGGGAUGAUAUCAAUGUCUCAGUAGUUGGACAGAGCUACACUUUUCGGAUUAAGGAGUUCGGAGUUAGCCCCGUUUAUGAUAUUAUUCAUCAAGAAACACAAACAUCAUCUUCAUUGGCAAAUGAAUGUACGACAAUUCAUCAAGAAACACAAACAUCAUCUUCAUUGGCAAAUGAAUGUACGACAAUAGAACGUUACAUGUCUAUCUGUCAAUUAGCAGUGAAUCACUACUUCUUCUCUCCCUCCAAGUACUUUGUCCUCAAAGGAAGGUCAGAUGGUGAUCCAAUUGUAAGGGGUGUACUAUACAAUCAUUUGUUUGAGGAUCAUCGUGUGAUUUUUGGAGUUUCUUCAGAUGAUGAUAGUGAUGUAGACUUUGAUGAAUUUGAAUGUGAUGAGGAGGAAGCAGAAGAAGAGCUAGAGGAGCUAUUGCAAUGGAAUAGUCGAAGUUUUGGGCAAUAGUAGAGUAGAGGAAAGUUCAGUUCA